CAACAGACACUCAACCGAUAUAAUCAAGAAAGAAAAAGAAAAGAAAAUGUCCGCCCUCAAAUCAACCGCCAUUGGCUGGCUUCUGGUUUCUAUAGGCCAUACUAUCUCAGCAAAAGACUGGCAAUCCACCCCCAAAUUCACCACCCUGCCCAACCUAGCCUCAACAUGCGCCAAAGCAGGCUGGUACCAAGGGAGUGGGUUUUUCGUCAUGAACGCCCUCCUCAACUACGCCUGGUCCCAAAACCCCUCCCUCCUGCAGCAGCCCAUCCACAAGGCCAUUGCAGCCGUCAUGGUGGCCAUCGUGUGGGUGAGUGCGGUGUGGUAUGCGAAGCGCGGGGUGGGGAGUAAUGCUGUUGCGACUGCGUUGAUUGGGGGGUUGCAGGGGUAUGCUGCUUUUGUUUAACUUUUGCUUCCUUCUUUGCCUGUUCUCUUGGUACUUUGUAC
Aspergillus campestris IBT 28561 is the source of this 444-nucleotide messenger RNA. RefSeq lists its product as uncharacterized. The transcript is spliced from 3 exons. The record is from RefSeq and is a predicted model, not a curated record. Lineage: Eukaryota; Fungi; Ascomycota; Eurotiomycetes; Eurotiales; Aspergillaceae. Bases 47 to 403 code for a protein of 118 amino acids.